CAAGGGGCAAGAGUUUUACCUGGUUAGGUAAACCAUCCAGAUCAGGAAAACAAUCCCACCACCACCACUGGCUUUGGGACCUGUGGUGCCACCUCUGAAAUCACCAUACAAUGCUACAAACAUAUCAUUUGACCAUAAUCAAUCUCAACAUUUCGAUUUAGUAUCUAUUAAUGUUUACUUGCAUAUCUCGUAAUUUCGAAUACAUAACUCAAAUUUUUUACUUGCAUACCAUGAAAUUUCGAGUUAAUAUUGACAUAAAAAAUAUUUUAAGAAAUGGUGGCGGGAAUGGGCUUCCACAAUAACUUGUGUCUGGCGCUUUUGUAACAACCUGCGGUUACAAAACUGGUAGUUAAAAACAUUCAGACAUUCUGUUAUGAAGAAGAGUCAUGACCCAUCCCCCCUGAGUAACCUCUUGAAAUUCCUCUAGUCCAGUGUCGAAGUGCGUUCGUCGGAGAUGGCGAUGGAGAAUUUCAAGCAGUUCCUGUUCGCGCUAUCGGCCGCUUUAUCCGUUGGUUUUGUGUCGAUAAUUUUUGUUUUGAGAUGGGUCUUCUACUUCAAGGAAGGUUUAGCAUGGGAUGGAGGAUUUGCGGAAUUCAAUUGGCACCCUGUUUUAAUCGUUACCGGGUUCAUUUUUAUGCAGGGAAUUGCCAUUGUGGUGUAUAGGUUGCCAUGGACCUGGAAGUGCAGCAAGUUAAUGAUGAAGUUUAUUCAUGCUGGCUUAAACGUAUUGGCCUUCAUUUUCGCUGUCAUAUCUCUGGUGGCAGUAUUUGACUUCCACAAUGCACAAAUCAUCCCCAACAUGUAUAGCCUGCACAGCUGGGUGGGGCUAGCAGCAGUGAUACUAUAUUCACUACAGCUUGUUCUGGGAGUGUGUAUAUACUUGAUACCCAUCACUCCGAUAUACCUGAGAGCAGCAUUUAUGCCCCUGCACGUCUACAGUGGCCUGUUCAUCUUUGCCAGUGUCAUAGCCACAGCACUCAUGGGCAUCACAGAGAAACUCAUUUUUGGCCUGAAAUAUCCCAAGUACAAGGACUCUCCCCCAGAGGCCAACUUUGUGAAUGUGCUGGGAGUAUUGAUAGUCGUUUUUGGCGCAAUAAUUCUCUGGAUCGCUACUCGCCCCUCUUGGAAACGCCCCAGUGAGCAGGUCCUGCGCUCACUGCCAACUUACAGGGAUGGGUCAGCUGGCACCAAAAUGGGCACUGCCCUGUCACAACAAACUGACCCGAUUGACCCCGAAGGCAAUGGAGAUGCCAGGAGAAGGAGUGGUAAAUUGGAGGACUCAGGACAGGUCAACUGAGUAAUAUGAAAACCAACUGCUGGUUCUGUCUGUUUGUUGAUGCUUUAAAAAGUUGCAUGGAUCCACUGUUCUGGCAGUCCCAAAGCAAAUGUAAACCUUUGUAUUAACUAUAGUUCCAAAUAGCACCUUGAGGAAUUGUUCCCAACCAUUCCAGAAUGUUGACCUUUAAUUAAGCAGUUUUUUUAUUUUGUAUUUUUUUACAAAUAAAUUAAACAGCUCAAUUUGA
Messenger RNA from Oncorhynchus masou masou (cherry salmon), 1523 nucleotides. Its product is annotated as plasma membrane ascorbate-dependent reductase CYBRD1. The record is from RefSeq and is a predicted model, not a curated record. The transcript is spliced from 4 exons. Gene Ontology annotation, cellular component: lysosomal membrane. The coding region runs from base 455 to 1297 and encodes 280 amino acids. Gene Ontology annotation, molecular function: oxidoreductase activity. Lineage: Eukaryota; Metazoa; Chordata; Actinopteri; Salmoniformes; Salmonidae.